UGCUAGGCAACAAAAGCAUAAUCCACACCCCCGCAUGGGAAAGAAAUCACAGUAAUUCGUCUAGGUGCUAACUGGUUUGCAAACUACUAUAGGUUGUUUGAUUUUCAUUUUAGACUGCAAAUACAUUUAUUUUCGGAUCCGUAGGGUUAACUGUUAUCUAACGUUAGCUAUCCAGCUAAUUUAACUCCAGUACUAGCCGGAGCUAUUGCACAUCACUUGCUACACUAGCUAGCUAGUGUGGUUAACUAGCUUGCUAGUAAUAAAAAUAUAUACAUUUCUUCACAGAUGCAAAGGUAACUGCGUUCCCGUUAUGAUACUGUCAAGGGUGAAGCCAGCAGUAAGUGGAGAGGCUGCAGCCACUCUCAGUGAGAAGAAGAAGAAAAACAAAACCAAGAAGAUACCUUGUCUGGAGGAAUACCUCCACCAGAGAGACUACCUUGGAGCUCAAACACUUUUGGAGUUUCAGCGAGAUGUUGGAGAAAAAGAGGAACAUGCAGACCUUUGGAUUGGCUACUGUGCCUUCCACUUGGGUGAUUACAAGAGAGCAAUGGAGGAAUACAGGGCCCUGACACUCAGGUUAGAAGACCCAGGGGAGUUGUGGGUGUACCUGGCAUGUACCCUGUUUUUCCUGGGGCUCUACAGAGAAGCAGAGGAGGCUGCAAACAAGGGUCCUAAGUGUGCCCUUCAGAAUCGUCUGCUCUUCCACCUGGCACACAAGUUCAACGAUGAGAAGAAGCUGAUGUGUUUCCAUCAGAGCUUGGAGGACGUGACUGAGGACCAGCUCAGCCUGGCUUCCAUCCACUACAUGAGAUCUCACUAUCAGGAGGCCAUCGACAUCUACAAACGCAUCCUGCUGCAGAACAGGGAUUUCCUGGCUCUCAACGUGUAUGUAGCACUGUGCUACUACAAGUUGGACUACUAUGAUGUUUCCCAGGAAGUGUUGGCUGUGUAUCUGCAGAGUAUCCCUGAGUCCACUAUCGCUCUCAACCUCAAGGCCUGCAACCACUUCAGGCUCUACAAUGGCAAGGCAGCCGAGGCGGAGUUAAAGAACCUCAUUGACAUCUCCUCCUGCUCCUUCGAGUUUGCCAAGGAACUCAUCCGACAUAACCUGGUGGUGUUUCGUGGUGGGGAGGGGGCCUUGCAGGUGCUGCCCCCCCUGAUUGAUGUCAUCUCUGAGGCUCGUCUGAACCUGGUCAUUUACUACCUUAGACAAGACGAUGUUCAAGAGGCUUACAACCUCAUUAAAGAUUUGGAGCCCACUACACCACAGGAGUACAUUCUGAAAGGAGUGGUAAAUGCAGCAUUGGGCCAAGAUAUUGGAUCGCGGGAACACCUGAAGAUUGCGCAACAGUUCUUCCAGUUGGUUGGAGGCUCAGCCAGUGAAUGUGACACUAUACCUGGAAGACAGUGCAUGGCUUCCUGCUUCUUUCUACUGAGGCAGUUUGAGGACGUGCUUAUCUACCUCAACUCAGUCAAGAGUUACUUCUACACCGAGGACACGUUCAACUUCAACUAUGCCCAGGCCAAAGCUGCCCUGGGGAACUACAAAGAAGCAGAAGAGAUAUUUUUGUUGAUUCAAGGCGAGAAGAUAAAGACUGACUAUGUAUACCUGAGCUGGCUGACUCGCUGCUACAUUAGGAACAAGAAAGGCCGCCUAGCUUGGGAGCUGUAUCUGAAGAUGGGGGCGUCUCCAGACUCGUUCAGCCUUUUGCAACUCAUCGCCAAUGACUGUUAUAGGAUGGGCCAGUUUUACUGGGCAGCAAAAGCCUUUGAUGCACUUGAGAAACUUGAUCCAGGCUCUAACUACUGGGAGGGCAAGAGAGGGGCCUGCGUUGGCAUCUUCCAGCUCAUACUGGCCGGCAAAGAGCCAAAGGAGACAUUGAAGGAGGUGCUACCCCUAGUGAGGAGCACACAGAACCCCCAAGUGGAGUACAUUAUCAGAACUUUGAGGAAAUGGGCCAAAGACAACAGAGUUCCUCUGACAUAACAAUUUAUAACACAGUACACUUAAAAUAGUUAAUACAUGUUGUCAUUACACUAUUUAAUGUGGUUUACGUAAAUGUUCUCAUCUGAGGCUUCUACGAGUAAAAAACUUUCAAUAAGACCUGUUAACAUUAGGUCAUGCACAAGUAUAUUGAUUGUGAUGCAAUGUACAUUUUUCAUUUCAUUAGUAUCAUGUACUAUUGUGUUUUAUUUACAUUGUGUAUACUCAUGUUCAGUCUUGCCAAUCAGUUGUAUUAAAAUGUGUCCAUUCAUUCCUCAUAUGAUGAUGAUGAUUCAAGAUCUAGACAUUUUUGUUAAACAUUAUUUAAAGACUGAUCAUUUUUAUCUUUGUAAAGUUUAUUUUUCAGAAAGAGAAAUAAAAGCAUAUAUUGUGUCCUUA
This is a messenger RNA of Esox lucius (northern pike), 2383 nucleotides long. RefSeq names its product intraflagellar transport protein 56. The record is from RefSeq and is a predicted model, not a curated record. The coding region runs from base 311 to 1987 and encodes 558 amino acids. Gene Ontology annotation, molecular function: intraciliary transport particle B binding; protein binding. The transcript is spliced from 18 exons. Lineage: Eukaryota; Metazoa; Chordata; Actinopteri; Esociformes; Esocidae. Gene Ontology annotation, biological process: intraciliary transport involved in cilium assembly; intraciliary anterograde transport. Gene Ontology annotation, cellular component: intraciliary transport particle B; ciliary basal body; ciliary base.